UCUCCUAUAUAAAGUGCUUCCUAUGCAAGCUACACUUUGUAAAUUGUGAUUCCCCUUUCACUAUCUCUCACAUAUCUUCAACCUUUUUCUUAAUCUAAAAACCAUAUAUAAUUUUUGUCACUUUGAGUAGAAGUCGUUGACUUUUCAUACCCCCCUUCUUCUAAAACACAACAUCUUCAAGAAAACCAUGGCAAUGAAAACCAAAAGCAACAAGGUGGGAAAUGAAUUUGGUUGUGGUUUCAUGGAGAGGAUUUUCAAUCUCAAAAGUCCUAGGCUAAGAAACUCAUUAGUUCAUUCCCUACCAAUGAAGGGUAACAACAUUGAUCAUGUCAAAAAUGAAGCAAAGUUGUUUCCAAAUAAAGAACCAAAGGUUCCACAAAAAAUUUCCAAUGAAAAUCGGAAGCGUAGUUCAGAUGCUACUGCAAGAAGCUCGACAUCAUCAUCCUCUGGUGCUAGUUCAACCCUUAAAAGGGUUGAACAAAACCAUAAUACAGAUGAUGAUGUCAAGCUUCAAAUAGAAUCAGCGCGAAAUUCUUUACAACUUGCUAGAAUAAGCACUAUUCGCACGCGCGACAACAAGAGCAACAAGUCCAUAACCAAAGACUUUUCUCCCUUGAAACUCACUGGAAACUUGCUUGUGAAUAACACUCCAAGAAGAAAGAGUGUUGAUAGUUUACCUAAGCAUUUAGAGUUAAACUCAGUUUCAAGUUUUUACAAUGGUAAUAAUAAUGGAAGGAAAGUGGUUAUGGGGAAUAUUAUGAGGAAGAAUAGUAAUGAACUUGCACAGUUUCUAAGUCAAAGGCACAAUAUUGCAGACCCUGAAGUGUUGAAAUCAAUGGGAAAUGAAGCAUACAAAAAGGGUAAGUUUGAAGAGGCUUUGGCUUUGUAUGACAAAGCAAUUGCUAUUGAUUCAAAUAAGGCAACUUAUCAUUGCAAUAAGAGUGCUGCUUUGAUUGGAUUAGGAAGGUUUCAAGAAGCAAUUAUUGAGUGUGAGGAAUCUAUUCGGUUGGAUCCUUCUUAUAACAGAGCUCACAAUCGUUUGGCAACAAUAUAUUUCAGAUUAGGAGAUGUAGAAAAGGCACUGGAUUGCAACCGAUCAACCUCAAAUGUUGACUCUGUGCUUGCUUUUCAAGCUCAGGCUCUACAAAAUCACCUGAAGAAAUGCAUAGAAGCUAGGAAAUUCAAUGAAUGGAGUGUUGUACUAAAGGAAACACAGUCUGCAUUAUCCUUAGGUGCCGAUUCAGCUCCACAGAUCUAUGCUUUACAAACCGAAGCCUUGCUGAAGCUCGUAAGGUACCAAGAGGCAUAUGCUGUGUAUGACAACAUGCCAAAAUUUUCAGAUGAUUGGUGUAACAAGAUAUUUGGUAUGGCUACUAGUGCUUACCUGUCGAUGAUAAGCGCACUGGUUUACCUAGCAUCCGGCAGGUUUGAGGAAGCUGUGAAAACAUCUCAGCAAGCAGAUAGAGUUGAUCCAAGCAACAGAGAGGUAAAUGCAGUGUUAAGGAGAGCCAAAGCAGUAACAUCAUCUAGAAUGAGUGGAAACUUACUCUUCAAGGCAUCAAAAUUCAUGGAAGCAUGUGCAGUAUACAAUGAAGGACUAGAUCAUGAUCCACACAACUCAGUUCUGUUAUGCAACAGAGCAGCGUGUCGUUCUAAGCUAGGGCAGUAUGAAAAAGCAAUUGAAGAUUGUGAUGCUGCACUUAUGCUUAAUCCAUGUUAUAGCAAAGCAAGAUUAAGGAGGGCCUAUUGUAAUGCCAAGUUGGAACGAUGGGAAGUUGCCAUUCAAGACUACGAAAUGUUGAUAAGAGAAAAGCCAGGGGAUGAAGAAGUGGCAAGGGCUUUGUUUGAGGCUCGGCUCCAACUCAAGAUGCUACGUGGUGAAGAUAUUAAGGAUUUAAAAUUUGGUUCAAAUUUGGUUUUCAUCUCAAGUAAUGAUCGUUUCAGACAUUAUGUAACCUCGCCUGGUAUGGCUGUUGUGCUCUUCAGUAACAAGGGAACACACAAGCAAGUGUCGAUGGUGUUGGAACAAACCAGCAAGAGAUUUCCAUCUGUUAAUUUCCUCAAGGUGGAGAUUGAAGACCAUCCCUACUUGGCAAAAUCAGAAGGUGUAAGCUCAUUCCCAGCUUUCAAAAUAUACAAAAAUGGAUCAAGAGUUAAAGAGAUUUCCGGCAACAACCACGAGUUCUUAGAAAAAUCGGUUAAAUUCUAUAGCAGCUGAGAUAAAUAUUACACUCUUUCAAAUGGAACAUUAUAUUUAUGAGCAAGAAACGAAGAGAAAGUGUUAAGAUUUUCCAAAAUGCAAAGGAAAAAGGACUUUGUCCGAAAUAAUUCCAGCUAAUUCCUUUUCCAUAAAAAAUUUGCUUCCUUGUAUAUCAGUAUAGUACACAGAGAAGUCUAUAGGAAAAGGAAUUCUUUCCGUUGGUUAUAGAUUCUUUUAUUUCCUUGGAUCCUAGAGCAUUCUUCAAUAUUCAUAUAUCAGAUAUUUAAUGUAUAUUUGUUUUACAUUGGAUAUAACCUUAAAAACAUAGGAGUUUAAGGUUAAACCAAAGUUUGCAAGGGAAUCUGCUACCUGAUUUCCUUCCUUAUAUAUGUGAGUAACUAUACAAUUCAUGUUUCUAAGCGUAAUGAAAACAUUGCUCCAUCUAUUUCUAAUUUCCCAUGUAAUAUAAUUUGAAGAUUUGAAAGCUUGCGCCA
Medicago truncatula (barrel medic) is the source of this 2694-nucleotide messenger RNA. RefSeq names its product TPR repeat-containing thioredoxin TTL1. The record is from RefSeq and is a predicted model, not a curated record. The transcript has 7 exons. Lineage: Eukaryota; Viridiplantae; Streptophyta; Magnoliopsida; Fabales; Fabaceae. Gene Ontology annotation, cellular component: cytoplasm. Gene Ontology annotation, molecular function: protein binding. The coding region runs from base 188 to 2218 and encodes 676 amino acids.